Messenger RNA from Apiotrichum porosum, 1176 nucleotides. It is a transcript of the gene TFB3, whose product is annotated as TFIIH/NER complex subunit. Gene Ontology annotation, cellular component: transcription factor TFIIH holo complex. Gene Ontology annotation, biological process: regulation of transcription by RNA polymerase II; positive regulation of cyclin-dependent protein serine/threonine kinase activity; nucleotide-excision repair. The transcript is spliced from 5 exons. Lineage: Eukaryota; Fungi; Basidiomycota; Tremellomycetes; Trichosporonales; Trichosporonaceae. Gene Ontology annotation, molecular function: cyclin-dependent protein serine/threonine kinase activator activity. The coding region runs from base 1 to 1176 and encodes 391 amino acids. The record is from RefSeq and is a predicted model, not a curated record.
AUGUCGACAUCAGCGGCUCGACCGACCCUCAAGCGGCCAGUCAACCCCGUGCGCCGCCCAGGCGCGUCCGUGGGCAUGCGCCGACCACCUGGAGCCGCGUCGAACGGUCCUGGUGCCAUCUCGCGCGGAGCUGGUCUCGCGCCUGGGUCAAAGGGCAAUGAUGACGGAUACCUGUACGUGGCAGGCGUGAGGGAUCCGAGUAAGCGUGUGACAGAGUACAGGACUGAGCAAGACGUGUGUCCCGUCUGCCAGACCGACAGGCAGUUCAACAAGAACCUCCGCCUCCUCGUCUCACCGUGCUACCAUAAGAUGUGUGAAUCAUGUAUCGACCGUCUCUUCACGCUCGGCCCCGAGCCGUGUCCGCAGUGUGACAAGGUGCUGCGAAAGGUCAACUUUGCCCAUCAGACCUUUGAGGACCUCAAGGUCGAAAAGGAAAUCUCUGUGCGGCGACGAAUGGCUGAAAUUUUUAACAAGCGACGAGAAGACUUUGAGUCUCUGAGAGACUAUGACGACUACCUCCAGACGGUGGAGGAGUACACGUUCAACCUUCUCAACGAUGUCGAUGUGCCAGCAACUGAGGCCGCACUGUCCUCGUAUACUACAGACAAUGCGAGCCUGAUCGCGACCAACCAGCAGAAGAAGGCGAUGGAGGCCCUCUCCCAGACCGAGCGCGACGAGGUGGAAAAGCGUGCCCGUGCCGAACGCAUCCACAUGAUCGAGGAGGCUGAGCGCGUCGACCGCGCCGAGGAGAUCCGCGUCAAGGCCGAGAUUGUCGAUGCGCUCGCGCGGCCAUCGGGAGGCCAGGAGCUAGCCAAGGAGAUUGCCGAUCGCGCAGCCAAGGCCAAGGCAGCUCGCGCAGCUGCUCUGGCUGCCACUGUCCCGCCGUCCCUUGCCGCGCUGUACAACGUCAAGGAUGUGGACGAGACCCCGCACUCGCCCAACUCGCCCUCAUACGCCGGCCCCUACGUCCCCAUCCCGUACUCGGACCCCGACGAGGCCGAGUGGAGCCACUGGUACAACCUCAAGGACAACUAUGCCGACGGGCGUGCUGGCGUGGUCUGGGCGAAAGAGGACAGGGAAGGGGCUGUGCGUGGUGGUGGCUGGGACAUUUCAUUGUUCUGGGAGAUGGAGGUGCGUAGCGCUGUGGAGGCGCUCAGCCUUGAGCCGCUCGCGUAG